Messenger RNA from Myxocyprinus asiaticus (Chinese sucker), 4165 nucleotides. Its product is annotated as tumor necrosis factor receptor superfamily member 4-like. Gene Ontology annotation, molecular function: signaling receptor activity; cytokine binding. Gene Ontology annotation, biological process: regulation of cell population proliferation. The transcript is spliced from 7 exons. The record is from RefSeq and is a predicted model, not a curated record. Gene Ontology annotation, cellular component: external side of plasma membrane. Lineage: Eukaryota; Metazoa; Chordata; Actinopteri; Cypriniformes; Catostomidae. The coding region runs from base 2544 to 3305 and encodes 253 amino acids.
UAUUCAGCCCGGCAUAUUCCUUUAAUAGAUGUACACUCUAUGGAGUAUUUAAACAUAUUGAGCAUUUAAACCUUUUUAGAAUAAAGACAGAUUAUUACCUCAAUUGGUAAUGUGGAAAUAAAUGUGAUCAGUGUUAAAACACAGACAAGUACCACACUGAAAUCAUCAAUUCAGGGAUAUAUAUAUAUACUUCAGGAAUAUUUUGUUGGUCAUCAGUUUAACCCCAAAAUAAUAAUCAAUUAGAGAUUAUAGCAAAGUAUAAAUCUGUUUGUUAUGUGUCUAGAUUAUCCAUUAUGUUUCAAUAGAUUUUUAUUAAUUCCACCAGCAACUGAUAUUAAUCUGAUAUAACUUCUGAGUGGUACGUCUCAGUCUUUUGCGCUCAGCUGGUGUGAUACCUCUGUGAUAUCAAAAGAACAAGCUUUAAGUACUCGGAUUUUCCAUGAACCACCGUACAAACUAAAUAUUACAUUACAGAUAGGUCAGUUGUUGACACACAAUAAAUAAAUAAAUAAGUGAUAUUCUGUACCCUUAAGAAGAAGUCCAACAUUACAAAAGACUCUGAGCACUUCAAGAAUAAACUAUUACCUGGAUAUAUUAACCUAGCAAUACGAUUAAAAUAUAAUGAAUAUAUUUCCAAAGUGCAGAGGGCUACUGAAUUCAUACAAGCAUAAUGGUAAAAAACAAACAAUAUAACUGAACAGAAGUAGGGCAAGUGAAGUAAAUAUUCCAACCACUGUGUCAUUCCCCGCCAUCACCUUUAUUUUCAUUUUCUAUUUUUAUCUGCAAGGCUGAGUAAGCUGCCUAAUAAAGAGCACAUUACUUCCAUUCUUUAAUCAUUUUGUUUUUGAUGUUAGGUUAAGUAAGGGAAAAUACCGAAUUAAUCAAAGGAAAUUGAACUACCUUUCACAUUUCUCUUUUUUUACUUUGUAUCUCUCUAUACUUUCUAAGUCCCUACAUAUUUAUAAGAAUUUUUAAAUCCUAUUUCUCAAACGGGAUUACAGAGUUCUCUGUGUUUGACGACCGGAACAGGCUUAAGAUAAAAUCUACACUUUGUCACAGUAAAUGGAAGCAGUGCACUAUUUAUGCAAAAGAAAAAUAAAGAAAAAAAGAUGCAGUUCUAUUAACAGAACGUUAUAAGAGAUUUUUCCUUUACACAGUUUACUGGAACAUAUGUAAACAAUUUGUUAUGAAAAAUGUAGUUAUUGUUCUUGGUGUUGCCAUGACAAAACCAUUUCUUUCUAAAAUCUGUUUAUUUUUGUCUGUACUAAAUUAUCUCAAUUAAUCCAUCCUUUCUCAAUUGAUUAGAAAGAGUACAGUGUAACAAACACUUAUCAACCACGUUUAACCUAUUUCCCCGCCGUUAACAGUAGACUAAUCAUUGAACAGAAACUUCAACCACUAUACACUCAUGCAUGAUGUGUCAAACCAACCUGUUUUCAAUACUGUUAAAUAACAGUUAGUUUUUCCUAUGCAAAACAUCUCUGAGUCAUUAGAAUACAUAGAGAGAGUACUGUCACAUUUUACACUUUUAAUUAAGUUUAUCAUUAAUUAAUUGUAAUAAAUUCAAUUAAUUGUAAUAAAUGCAAAUGUGAACUGUGAUGUUUUGUCUUCUAAAAUGUAGAUAAAAGAUCCAGUGAAAAUGGUAACAGGGAGUUAUUUGGACAUUAUUUCAAAUGGCUAAACAAUUUAAGAAAGAACAAAUCAGAAUUCACCUGCAAGUGUGAUUGGAUUUGGUAUAUUAGAAUAGUAAUUUGAUGACUAACUUAAAUGAACAAAUCAUAAAGUGUUUACUUAAUAACAUAUGUGCUGCACUAAUUAUGAGAAACAGUUCCUAUUUUCUUAAAUGGAUAACUAUGUAGAUGAAAUAGAAUAGAUUGCUGUUGUAGUGAGAAAAUAUGAAAGUUAAUUUUAUUAAGCACAUGUGACAGAAACAAGCUUCAAGGACAACCUGAAGUGCGAUAGUGAGGUAGAUUUCAGUUCCUGCAGUGUUAAACAGCUAUUCAGAGCCUAAACACAUGAGAAUCGUCCCCAUUGGCCUGUGAAAAAAGGUUUAAACAUUCAGUAGAGAGAAGUGAUUAAACAGACUUUAGUUUGGGGCAGAAGUAAGUCUGGUCUAUGUUAUAGACUGAUGGUAGAAAAGCAUGGUAACAGUGUAGACCAGCAAAAUCAGCAAAAAAAAAGAUUUUUACUAUCUGCCAAAGUAUGCACAGCAAACCCUUGACUUCAUUUUUAACUAUUUGACAGCUAACGUAAAUCAGGUUCAGAGCAAUUUUUACAUGAUUUGAAAUAAGCAGGGUUUUAACUUAAGGAUUUUGAUAUUAGAACAAGAAAGACACACCAUAACUGAAUGAUCCUACAGUUUUUUUUUUUUUUUUUUUUUUCCAUUGUGGGUGCAAUGGAAAAAUGUGACAACCAGUGGCGGAGGAAGUUCUUGUAAGUUUGGGGGUAAAUGUCACCUUGUCUUUUGGGUGAAGUUUCAGUCUCUAUUUCCUCUCGUUUGAGGGUAACACACAGUUUCAACACUAUACUACAGUAUUGCUGUCAUGUUCUGGCACAUGGAAGUUCUCUCAGCUCUCCUAUGUUUGCUGUUACCUCUCCUAAAUGCAAGCGCGUCAACAGUUUGUCAACCAGGUCAGUUCCGCAAUUACAAUACAAAUAAAUGUGAGCCCUGUCCAGUCAAUCAAUACAGUUCUAAAAGUGGAACAGACAUUUACUGUGAUAACUGCAGCACAUGUAAAAAAGGUAGUACAGUCGUCGAGGAGUGCACACAAACCAAAGACACUCACUGCAAGUGUAAGAGUGGUUUUAAGCCCAGGGAUGUGCUAAAGGAAGAGAUUUGCUUUUGUGACAAGGGUGAUGGACUGAAUGAUAAAGGAGACAAAUGCGAGAAAUGUAGCAAUGGCCAUUUCACCGAUAAAAUUGACUCGAUUUGUCGAAAAUGGAAAGAAUGUAAAAGUGGUGUUAAGAUUCCAGGCAGCAGCACCUCUGAUGCUGUCUGCAAUGAACCAUUAGAUGGGGUGACAGAAGCUCCCACAACCAGUUCCAAAUCCUUGUUACAGACGACCACCAUAUCUUCAACUACCUCUUCAACCACUACAACCUCCCCUCCCCAGAACAGACACAACUUCUACAUCUUGUGUCCGGUCUUGAUAUGCGCUGGUAUUCUUCUGCUGACUGGACUCUUGUGCAAGUGGAAAGUUACUCACUGCAUUCAUAACCACAAGAAAGAGGCUUCUCGACAAGAAAGUGUAUGCAGGAAGCCUGUUGAAGAAUCUGGUGAGAAGUGCCUCUCCUUGCUUGUCUAACACAGUCUUUAACAUCUACAAUGUUUGGUUUUGUGGAGUGUUUUGGGUAGCACUUUACAUCAUUGUUCCCUUUGUUAAGGGUUAAUGGGUUUAUUAAUGACUUAUAAUUCAUUUACAAAUCCAUUAUAGACCAUUGAUAUGCAGUUAUAACAACAUGCAUAAAAAGGGUGACUUUCGUGCAAUACCUGCCAAAUAGUGAGCCAUUUUACCUCACUUGUUAUAAAUGCUUCUUAGUAUUAGUAGUAAUAGUAGAUAUGAAAUUCCUAGCCAACUUAAACACAGUAAAUUGUGCGCAUUGUAAUUGUGAUUUUAGCUUACAUUGUAGAGGAAGGCUUUCGGAUUUCUGAUUUUCUUUCUAAUUAUUUUUAUUAUUGUUGUUUAUAUUUUCUACAAGUUUCAGUGAAUGUUAUGUUGAUUAUGUUGUUUUAUGUAAAUACAGUCAAUGAGAAAUGUAGCUUACAUUAGGGCUUGAUUAAUUUCCAUUUGAAUUCAGAUGACUCGUAAAAUUAUAGCCACGAAUUGAUUUCAAUUCAUUACUUGGAAGUCAACGUAGUAGUCUGCUGAUUAGUGAAUCUGAAUCGUUAACUUCACGUUUACCAAGUUGGCAUUGCAGUCGAUAGCUGUAGGUAGAAUUAUUGAUGCUGUGACCUUAUAGUCAUUUCCACUGUGCCACAGUUGUUUACCACAGACAUGUCCUGUGGUGACUCAUACGUUACCUGAGAGAAAUACUGUAUGACGAAUUAUUGUAACGAUUUUCCCAUAUUUAGGUGGGCUAAGGACAACUUCUGAGAAUCUUUCCUUUUGUUUGUUUGUUUGUAUAGCCUCGUCAUGAGGGUCAAAUUUUGUUUCUGUGAAAUGAA